UGCAAUGAAGAUGAAAAUGGCCGAUGGAAGUACAGCAGUCCUCCGACGAAAUCGGCCAGGAACAAAAGCUGAGAUGUGGUCAAAAUGGAGUGACAUAGCUUAUGAAGAAAUGGAUAAUACAUUAGCUGUACAACAGUAUAUACAGCAAGCUAUAAACAAAGAUGUUAAUGAUGUUGAAGGUAUUUUAAAUCAGCCAGAUGGUGUUGAUGAAGGAGUUUGGAAAUAUGAACAUUUACGGCAGUUUUGUAUGGAAUUGAAUGGAUUAUCAGUCAAGUUGCAGGCUGACUGUAAUCCAGAAACAUGUACACAGAUGACAGCGACAGAGCAAUGGAUCUUUCUAUGUGCAGCACAUAAAACCCCUAAAGAGUGUCCAGCAAUAGAUUACACAAGACACACACUAGAUGGAGCUGCAUGUUUAUUAAAUAGUAAUAAAUAUUUCCCAAGCAGGGUGAGUAUAAAGGAAUCAUCAGUAGCUAAACUAGGAUCAGUAUGUAGAAGAGUUUAUAGGAUAUUUUCACAUGCUUACUUCCAUCAUAGAACAUUAUUUGAUGAAUAUGAAAAUGAGACCAACCUGUGUAAAAGAUUUACAAUAUUUGUGACAAAGUACAAUCUUAUGUCCAAAGAGAACUUAAUUGUACCUAUAUUAGAUGACCAAGAAUUAAUUGAAGGAGAAAGUGAAGCAUAAUCAGUAAUUCACCACAUUUAUAGCCUAAGUAUUCAUGUAAAGAUGGAUUGUAACUUGGAACAGCAGUUGAUGAUGUUGGCAGUGCUAGGACUCAGUAAUAACUAAAUGUUUACUCUAUUGUCAAUGUCUACUUUGAAGGUGUUUAUGUUAAUGAAAAAGAAUUUUGUAUUACUUAAUUGCAACACAAGAUGUUCAUCAAAAAAGUCAUAAGAAGUUUUUGAAAUUUAAAUAUUUUCUUCUCAUUUAAGUGGUGCGAUUGCCUGAUAAGAAAAUGUGUAUUGUGUUAGCUUUUUUUUUUGUUACAAACAUUUACUUAAAAAUGUGGUUGAAAACUACAUACUUUAUCAAUUAUUACAAAGUUUCAGUUCUUUUUUAAAAAAAAAUAA
Molecule: messenger RNA, 1071 nt
Organism: Mytilus californianus (California mussel)
Lineage: Eukaryota; Metazoa; Mollusca; Bivalvia; Mytilida; Mytilidae
Product: MOB-like protein phocein
Exons: 8
Coding region: 5-685 (226 amino acids)
Cellular component (GO): cytoplasm
Source: RefSeq, a predicted model, not a curated record